AUCGAAGCCUUCUCGAGUUCUCCUUCCCUUGUUUCAAGUUUCAAGUUCAAGAGAAGUUCUGCUUCACGCAGGGGGUAACCGGUAAGGCUACAAACAUGCUUGUGAGCCGUGUUUCUUGCUUUGCUGUAUGAUACUGUACCGCAUACAUCAUGUACUAGGUCUAGUAUAGCUCCUCCUGGACAUCUACCUAAGCUACUACAGUAGUUAAUCCAUCCGCAUCCUCAAGUGAUGCUUGGCUACAAGAGCGGCAAUCGAGCCACCGACUAUUCCAUCCACAAUCAUAUAUAUAUUAUCAGCGACCUUGAAACAUGGAUUUUCAUGAAACUGAGAAAAGAACAAAGAAAUCUUCUUCCGAGAAGGAUAGUGGUCAAAGAGGAGCAAGGGAGUCUGCAGAUGAUCUUGGAGGUCUGCCAGUGGCUGCACAAGAAAUUUGUUUUCGUCCGGCUUUUGACGGGGAAAAGUUGGACGACACUGAAGUACAUGUAGUAGGUGACAAUCUAACGGGAGCUCAGGAGCACUUUCAAGAGGCAGAAGUGGACUCGGAUCAUCCCGGCAGCAACGCAUUCAAGGAGCAGUUGCGAAACAAUUAUGGACAAGCCCCAAUGGCAAAAACCCAGAGAUGGGAAAACACGACCUCGUGGAACAGCAGUUCCGUAAUGGUUGGAAUGACAGAUGGAAGGGACAUGGAUUCGUUGAGUCCUCAACAAAUAAAUGGCAUUGUCGCCAGGGACACUAUUGCGAACCAGGCUUUGAUGGAUGUGCAACCAUUGCCCUCUCCGCAAUCCACCGGACCAACCAGAAAUCAAACAGCUUCCAGACCUGGAGCAUAUGCCGUCGUGCCCCCCACACAGAUCACUCCAGCUUCUCCGGAGUUUAUCCCGGCGACGAGCAGCAACUGCUCUCACGACACAUGGGCUUUCGAAGACACUGAGAGUGGUAUAGCGGUUGCCAAUCUUGUACCUGAUGACGAGAUACCCCAAAACUUGCCACGGGCAGAAGAAAUGAAACGCACCGUUUCCACCAGAGCAAGGACGCCCUUCAACAAGAAGCGAACCUACUUGGCAUGCAUGGUUCUCAUCUUUCUCGUUGUCAUUGCAGUGACGGUCGUGGCGAGUCGGUUAAAAAAUGCGUCCAAGAAUGCUACCAAACAUAUUGCCAGCGUUGUCCCCACAGAGACUCCUAUUACCGACAUGUACCCACAGCAGGAGGACUCCAUUUUACUUCUUCUGCCGAACUAUACAGUGGAGGCUAUCAGAAGGCCUGAUUCACCGCAAGCUAUGGCAUUUUCUUGGCUUAUGGGAGACCCCAAUCUGACACUGUAUGCUCCAUGGCAAAUCACACAGAGGUUGGCCUUGGCUACACUAUACCACGCAACAAAAGGAGACUCAUGGACAAACAAUACAAACUGGCUGAGCUAUCAACAUCAUGAGUGUGAAUGGCACUCAUCAACCAAUGGAGUGGAGGCACUAAAAGCUCUGCACACUGGCUUUGCGGUUCCAUCUGAGGCUGUUUGUGGCACAGUGGAAGAACUACUCAUCAAUGGGAGGGCCUGCCUGGGACAGGCAAUGCAUGAUUGGGGAGACCCCACCAAUGGCAGUAUCACAAGCCUCAGACUCUUUCAGAACAACUUGCAGGGCUCGCUUCCCGAAGAGCUGUACCUGAUCACAACCUUGGAAUCAAUCCUUCUGUUCUCAAACCCACUCACCAGUACAAUUUCAUCAAAUAUUGAAAACCUAAAAGACCUGGAAGUGCUUUACAUUCCAGUUUCAGGGCUCUCUGGAAGCAUACCAACUGAGGUUGGAGUGCUUUCCAAUAUGCACACUAUUGAGCUUUUUGCCGGCUAUCUCACAGGGGAAAUUCCCACUGAAAUUGGCUUGCUUGACAGUCUAGAGAGACUGGUGCUUGAUAACAACAACAUGACAAGCACUGUACCAACAGAACUUGCCGAGUUACAAUCCUUGCACACGAUGUACUUGGACACUAACAAUCUUUCUGGUACACUUCCAACUGAGCUGGGUUUGCUUUCUAACUUGUAUGAUCUCCAGAUCCAUAACACUGGGAUCUCAGGGACAAUUCCUAUUGAGUAUUUCAACUUGCCUCAACUGGGGAAGCUACGACUGGGGAAAAAUUUGUUGACAGGUGUGAUAGCCACAGAGAUAGGCAUCUCUCAGAGUUUAUGGUACAUUGACCUGUGGGAUAAUUUGCUGACAGGACCAAUUCCUACUGAGACUGGACUGUUGCAAAAGCUUAGGUUUUGGGAUACAGAGAUCAAUCAAAUGACAGGCACACUUCCCAGUGAAUUUGGAGCCUUGGAACACAAUCUGACUUGGCUCUUUGUUGCUGAUAACAACCUGCAUGGGCGUGUCCCUACAGAACUUGGUCGUUGCACUCACAUGGAGAGGCUCUGGUUACAUGAUAAUGAUUUGUAUGGUGACCUCUUCUUGGAUAUUACUCAACACAUGAAAAAUCUGUCAGACUUGUCAGUCACAAGCAAUUCAUUUUCAGGUUCCAUUCCAAGCCAAGUUGGCAUCUUGACCAACCUGAUUCAUUUUGAAGCUGGUUCAAAUUCAUUUGACGGAGAGAUACCAUCUGAACUUGGGAACUUGAUAAAUAUGAGGUGGCUGGACCUAACAGACAACAUCAUCCAAGGAACCCUUCCACAGGAGAUUCUCAACUUGACUCUUGCAGGAUCUCUGGAGUUCUUGCACCUGGCUGGCAAUCCACUGCUUGCUGGCACCAUCCCUAGCAUGGUUUGUGAGCCACCAAACAAGGCAUAUGUAGAGGUGCUGUUUGACUGCACAGAGAUACUUUGUGGCUGUCACUGCUCUUGCAAUUCAACCACUGCAACUCCUGUAGCAAAUCUAACAAUAUAACGACGGAAUACAUACGUAUGCAAGCC
This is a messenger RNA of Seminavis robusta, 2899 nucleotides long. The record is from the annotation of a GenBank genome assembly. Lineage: Eukaryota; Bacillariophyta; Bacillariophyceae; Naviculales; Naviculaceae.